GAGAGUUAAGGCUUUGGGUUUGGAUUGAAAGCCACUGAAAAAGGCAUUGCAUUCAUAGAGGAGAGUGAGUGUUGUGUUCAACACAACAGUAAUAGUCACACAGUUUUUCAGGUGUUUUUGUUGUGUUUGGUUUGCGGCCAACCCAAGUGUCAAGUCAUAAGUAGAGUGACCAACAGUUUUGCGGUGACAGCACCCGAAGCCCACGCACACCAUGUCGUCCUAUAACAAGGGCGACGACACCGGCAGCUAUCGGCUGGCCGUCAGUCCCGAUCUGCCCGACGACGGACUCACACCCGAGGGUCGGCCCAAACUGUUGCGAUACAAGAAGAGUCCACACAUGGGUCGCAAGAAGCAGGACUUGGAAGAGCUGAAGAAGGAGGUGACCAUGGAGGAGCACCGCAUCCCACUCGACAUGCUCUGCGCCCAAUUGGCCACCGAUCCCGAUCUCGGUCUGACACCAGAACAGGCACAUGAGGUACUGCUGAGAGACGGUCUGAACGCGUUAUCGCCGCCAAAACGGACACCAGAAUGGGUUAAAUUCAGCAAAAAUCUGUUCGGAGGGUUCGCUCUACUGCUAUGGAUCGGUGCCAUACUUUGUUUCAUCGCAUAUGGCAUUCAGGCCUCCUCUUUCGAUGAGGCACCUGAUGAUAAUUUAUAUCUAGGAAUAGUGUUGGCAUCGGUGGUGAUAGUGACCGGAUGUUUCUCCUACUAUCAGGAGGCGAAGAGCUCCAAAAUAAUGGACUCAUUCAAGAAUAUGAUACCACAAUACGCGACAGUCAUCCGAAAUGGACAGAAAUACACGAUUCCGGCUGAAGAGGUUGUGUUGGGAGAAGUGGUGGAAGUGAAAGGCGGCGAUCGUAUACCGGCCGACAUACGGGUCAUUCAGGCCCACGGCUUCAAAGUGGACAACUCGUCGCUGACCGGCGAAUCGGAACCCCAGUCCCGGUCUCCCGAGUGUACGAAUGAUAAUCCCCUGGAGUCGAAGAAUGUGGCCUUUUUCUCGACCAAUUGCGUUGAGGGCAACGGGAGAGGAAUUGUCAUCAACACCGGCGACCGUACAGUUAUGGGCCGUAUCGCGAAUCUGGCCUCUGGUCUGGAGAUGGGCGACACACCCAUUGCCAAAGAGAUCACUCACUUCAUACACAUCAUCACCGGUGUGGCCGUCUUCCUCGGUGUCUCCUUUUUCAUCAUUGCGUUCGCUUUGGGCUACCAUUGGUUGGACGCCGUUAUCUUCUUGAUCGGCAUUAUUGUGGCCAACGUUCCCGAAGGACUGUUAGCAACGGUGACCGUAUGUCUCACUCUGACGGCCAAACGUAUGGCGAGUAAGAAUUGUUUGGUGAAGAACUUGGAGGCCGUGGAGACACUGGGCUCGACGUCCACCAUAUGCUCGGAUAAGACGGGAACCUUAACACAGAACCGAAUGACUGUCUCUCAUCUCUGGUUUGACAAUCAGAUCGUCGACGCGGACACCACUGAAGAACAAACAGGUGUCUCAUUUGACAAGUCAUCGUAUGUGUGGAAAGCGCUGUCACGAGUGGCCUGUUUCUGCUCGCGAGCGGAGUUCCUUCCCGGACAGGACCACAUCCCAGUGAUGAAGAGGGAGUGCACGGGUGACGCGUCCGAGUCGGCGAUACUCAAGUGCAUGGAACUGGCCGUAGGGAAUGUGCCCACGUAUCGGGUGAAGAAUCGCAAGAUCUGCGAAAUCCCAUUCAACUCGACCAACAAAUAUCACGUAACCAUUCACGAGGUGGAGGGCGGCGUCGACGGCAGCAAAGAUCACUACCUGUUGUGCAUGAAGGGAGCGCCGGAGCGUAUACUCGAGCGCUGCACAAGUAUUUACAUCAACGGCAAGGAUCACGAUCUGGACGAGGCCUGGGCUGAGAAGUUCAACAACGCGUACCUCGAGUUGGGCGGACUCGGCGAACGGGUGAUCGGUUUCUGCGACUAUCGACUCUCCAAAGAGGACUACCCGAAGGGCUACGAGUUUAAUGGCGACGAUAAUAACUUCCCGUUGACUGGUCUCAGAUUCUUGGGACUCAUAUCGAUGAUAGACCCGCCGCGAGCGGCUGUGCCCGACGCCGUGGCCAAGUGUCGCAGCGCCGGUAUUAAAGUGAUUAUGGUUACCGGCGAUCAUCCAAUCACCGCUCAGGCCAUCGCCAAAGCCGUCGGCAUUAUCUCCGAAGGCAACGAAACCACUGAAGACAUCGCCAAACGCAUGAAUAUUCCCAUCGAAGAGGUGGACCCGAGACAGGCGAAGGUGGCCAUAGUUCACGGCUCGCAGCUUAAGACAAUAUCUACAGAGGAAUUGGACGAUAUUCUUCAUCACCACACGGAGAUUGUGUUCGCCCGGACGUCACCGCAACAGAAGCUGAUUAUAGUGGAGGGCUGUCAACGACAGGGAGCUAUUGUGGCCGUCACUGGCGAUGGUGUCAACGACUCGCCAGCUCUGAAGAAGGCUGAUAUCGGUAUAGCUAUGGGUAUCGCCGGCUCCGAUGUGUCUAAACAGGCGGCAGAUAUGAUACUAUUGGACGACAACUUCGCGUCGAUAGUGACGGGUGUAGAAGAAGGACGGCUUAUAUUUGAUAACUUGAAAAAGUCGAUCGCAUACACACUGACCAGUAAUAUACCGGAGAUAUCGCCAUUCUUGGUGUUCAUUUUGGCCGACGUUCCGCUGCCGUUGGGAACCGUCACUAUUCUGUGCAUCGAUUUGGGCACAGAUAUGGUUCCGGCCAUUUCGUUGGCCUACGAGAAGGCGGAGAGCGAUAUCAUGAAACGAAAGCCGAGAGACGCCAAGAAUGAUAAGCUGGUGAACGAGAGGCUGAUCUCGAUGUCGUACGGCCAGAUCGGUAUGAUGCAGGCCAGCGCCGGCUUCUUCACCUACUUUGUCAUAAUGGGUGAAAAUGGCUUUUGGAUGAGCGACUUGAUUGGUAUCCGCAAAGACUGGGACUCCAAAGCUGUCAACGAUGUGAGAGACUCUUACGGCCAGGAAUGGACAUAUAAUGACCGAAAAGUGCUGGAAUUCACAUGUCAUACGGCUUUCUUCAUUUCGAUUGUGAUCGUCCAAUGGGCUGACGUAAUCAUCUGUAAAACUCGUCGCAACUCUAUUGUACACCAGGGAAUGGACAAUCAUGUGCUCAAUUUUGGUAUACUAUUCGAGACAGUGUUGGCCUGUAUUCUGUCGUACGGCCCGGGAAUGGAUAAAGCGCUCCGAAUGUAUCCAAUGAAAUUCAACUGGUGGUUAGUGGCCAUACCGUUCGCGAUCAUGAUCUUCAUCUACGACGAGAUCCGACGGUAUAUUCUUCGCCGCAAUCCCGGCGGUUGGGUCGAGAAGGAGACCUACUAUUAGAGUGGAGAGAUUGUUAAACACAAAAACACAUCUUAUUUUACAUGAAGUGAAGGGAGAGACAGACCUAAAACCAUACAUCAAUAUAAUAUAUCACAUAUUAUGUGCAUUUCGUUUACAAAGUUUUCUCUUUCUUUCUUUUUAUUGAGCUUUUUAUAUAUGAAAUACAUUUUAGAUUUUUAU
This is a messenger RNA of Medioppia subpectinata, 3526 nucleotides long. The record is from the annotation of a GenBank genome assembly. Lineage: Eukaryota; Metazoa; Arthropoda; Arachnida; Sarcoptiformes; Oppiidae.